AUGUUGUCAGUUCCUGCAGCCUCUAGCGAGAGAUUGUUUUCAGAUGCUAGUAACCAUAUUUCUGCGAAACAUGCUUUAUUAUUCCCGGAUUUGGCUAAUCAGGUUUUGUUUUUAAAAAGAAAUAUUGGGGACAAUAGUGAUUCUGCUAAUUCUGAAGAAGACUUUGAAGAAAUGGAUCCAUAUUUUGAUGAAGAAUUUGAAAAUAUUACAAUGAAUUAUUAUUUCAAUUACUGA
Molecule: messenger RNA, 234 nt
Organism: Entrophospora sp. SA101
Lineage: Eukaryota; Fungi; Glomeromycota; Glomeromycetes; Entrophosporales; Entrophosporaceae
Source: the annotation of a GenBank genome assembly